Alosa alosa (allis shad) is the source of this 1872-nucleotide messenger RNA. It is a transcript of the gene emp1a, whose product is annotated as epithelial membrane protein 1. The coding region runs from base 502 to 1041 and encodes 179 amino acids. Lineage: Eukaryota; Metazoa; Chordata; Actinopteri; Clupeiformes; Clupeidae. The transcript is spliced from 5 exons. Gene Ontology annotation, cellular component: plasma membrane. The record is from RefSeq and is a predicted model, not a curated record.
CCGUGGACGCACAUUAGCCCGGACCCGGUCGACCUUCUAGGCUGCUGACAAGGCACUGGGGCGAAUUAUUACCUGCAACAUAUAUAUUUUAGCUUUCCUUAAUGCAACUAAUUGCGGGAUGAAAUAAUAGCCUAGGCUAUAGAGCUUUAGGGAUGGGGGAAGGUUGGGGUGCGAUUACAAUAAUGGACUAAGUUGGAACGUUAUUUUUUGUGUGACUUCAGUGCGUCAGAUAUCAGUGGACGAAGAAUGAGUAGCUUAUGGAAAUGAGGGGAAUUGCACAUUCUGAUCAUCGCUCAAAGCCAGAUAAGAAAACCAUUUCGUAAUCGUCAAUUUGAGAAGCCCAGUUGUAGGACCCAAUCCAAAUGCCUAAUUCUUUAAAUCCACACACUGAUUAAGCAGCCUAAACCACUAAACCAUAUAUUGCCGAAAAGCUUUGGCGCCGUUGAUUUGGAUUUUUUUUUUACAGGCGAAUAGAAAAAUAGGCUAACGGUCUGACGACAAAUGAACUUGACGGUCUGGCCAUGGAUUGCGCAAGGACUUAGGAAAAUGAGUAUGUUAAAGGCCCUUGCUGGAAUAUGCCUCCUCCAUGUCACCGCAAUUGUGUUCCUCUUCAUCGCUGUCAUUGACGAUGCAUGGUGGUUCACGGACAGCCUGUACUCAGACAUAUGGGGGCGCUGGGUGAUGGAGCACAAUGAUGAGGUGUGGGUCUACACAGACCUGCCCAGCUCCUACCGGAGAGACUACCUGGGUGCGGUCCAGGCAUUCGCAGUGCUGGCCUGCAUGUUCUUGGUCUUCUCCCUGUUUGCCUUCAUCUACCAGAUCUUCAUGCUGGGCAAAGGCGAGAGGUUCACACUCACAGGGGUACUUCAGCUCUUCGCCUGUUUCUGUCUGAUGGUGUGCCUGUCGGUGUACACGGACCACUUCCACCAGGGGGAGAAGGACGGCUGGUAUGGCUACUCGUACGUCCUGGCCUGGCUGGCCUGGCUACUCGCUCUGCUCACCGGCGCACUGUACAUCGUAGUGAGGAAGAACAUCGAGUAGGAAGAAGAAACACACACACACACACACAGAGACACACACACACACACACACACACACACACACACACACACACACACACACACAAACAGUCAUCCAGAGGCAGCUGACACUGGCACAGAGCAGCAGGAUCAGAUCUGGAACAUCAGUGUAGAACAACAUCCACACCACAUCUGGGCCAAAUCGAUGCCAGAUCCGGGUCAGGCCAAAUCAUGAGUGUUCCAGCGUCAGCUGCCUUCUGGGUAAUGGAGGAAGGAGGGGUGGGGUGCUGGGACUCCUUGGCAGUGCUUCUCAGUCAGGCUCUCAAGGCCAAAAGUACACUUGUGGGGAUAUGGUCCAGAAUGCAGGGUGCGGAUAACAGACGUUUGCGUUAGUAUCUAUCUAUCUAUCUAUCUGUCUGUCUGUCUAUCUAUCUUUCUAUCUGUCUAUCUUUCUAUCUAUCUAUCUAUCUGUCUAUCUAUCUAUCUUUCUAUCUAUCUAUCUAUCUUUCUAUAUAUCUAUCUGUCUAUCUUUCUAUCUAUCUGUCUAUCUAUCUAUCUAUCUUUUCUAUCUAUCUAUCGAUCUAUCGAUCUAUCUAUCCGCACUGUCUAUCUGGACUUCCCCUGCUGAGCCAAAAUAAUGUGGGAGUCUGACUCUCACCUUCUCUGUCCUGCUUAGAUGAUCGAACAGCUGGGGUUUCCAUCAGUAUAUCUCCCUCCACUCUUUCCAUCUCCCUCCUUCUCUCUCUCUCCCUCCUCUCUCUCUAUGUCAGCUCUCCAGAUGCACCACCUCAGAUGUGCUGUGUUGUAGCUCAAAUGUCUCAAAUUUGCUCUUCUUGAACACUAUGUUCUUUGU